AUGCAUCGAUUUCCGACUAGUGAAGGGAAGGCAAUCGGACAUGUGGAGAAGGAAGUAUUGGCCCUGAUAUUCGCUGGUACCCGUUUCCACAAGAUGCUUUUAGGACGACACUUCCUCCUGCAAACUGAUCAUCAACCGUUGCUCAAGUUUUUCGGCUCAAAGAAAGGUAUACCUGUUUACACAGCAAACCGUUUGCAGCGCUGGGCUUUGACACUCCUGUUGUACGAUUUCGACAUCCAUCACGUUUCGUCAACGAAACGUCAAAUGUCAUCGCAUCAUAGACCCGACGAGGAUUACGUGAUAGCCGCUGUGUACGUCGAAUCAGUAGCCAAAGCAAUUCUCAAUGACACCAACAGCAACCUUCCAGUCACGCACCAGAUCAUUGUGGCUGAGACGCGAAAGGGUCCAGUUCUUCAGCAAGUGGUGGAUUUCCUGAACAAAUGUUGGCCAGUAUAUGCGAAGCAGAGUUCUGAUCCUGAUGUCAAGAAGUUUUUCGCCAGACGAGAUGGACUUCAAUUCGUCAGCAAUUGUGUUAUGUUCGUACCAACAAAGUUUCACAAGCGCGGAUCGUUCGUCAGUUGCAUCGUGGAGCGGAUGAAGUCUUUGGCCCACAGUUGCAGCUACUGGCCUACUGACAAGCCAUGGUAG
Molecule: messenger RNA, 648 nt
Organism: Ochlerotatus camptorhynchus
Lineage: Eukaryota; Metazoa; Arthropoda; Insecta; Diptera; Culicidae
Exons: 1
Coding region: 1-648 (215 amino acids)
Source: RefSeq, a predicted model, not a curated record